CUUGCGACUCUGCUUCCGUUCGAGGGGGCUCGAGGAGAGCCACAGAGUACCGAAGUGAGUGGUGUGUGCCUGGACCGAGAGUCGGAUGGGGGCAGGACGAAGUUUUUUCUCUCUUCCCGGUAGCCGAGAGUACUCCGGUCCACAUUGGUGGGAGAGAGCUCGGAGUGGCGCACUAAUUCGAAAAAUAAGUCUCCCCGUCCCCCUUCCCCCUUCUCUAAGCCACGCGAGAAGCACACUUGACCGAAGCACACUCCGCCGGAAGGGUGCACAGUGCGGUCGAGUGUUCAAUAAGGCGAUUAAUAAAAAUCCGUGCAUCGUCACAACGCGCAUUUGUCAUCGCUCCUCGAAACUUCGAAUUCUAAUGUGCUUUCGUGUCGUCUUUUCCUCCGUCUAAUUAACUUUCUACUUCUUUCCCAAGUGUGCCAAAAACUGAAAAGUGAUAAAAAAAACUUUGGACUCGGAAGCUCUGAGGUUUUCCAGUUCGGGAAAAAGACUCCCUCGGUACUAGGAUUUGUACAAUGUUCUUUGUUGGGUGCACGGAAAUUGGGCAGCCGGGCUACAGGCCGAGUGUUUAAGGACUAAUUAAUGACGCGUUAAUACCUUAAGAAUAAAAGUUCCCCGGCCAAAGGCGACGUUUCGAUCAUUGAACCAGAGCUCCGAGGAAAGUUCAUUCAUUGACAGAUGCGAGUGACAGUUUGUCUUCGCAGAUACCGGGACUGAGAAUGGAAGACACAGCAGCGAGCAAAAUGGAAAGCGCCGAUUCCCCGAAGAGUUCACAGCCCGGUCAACCGACGCCAUUCAGCAUCGAGGACAUACUGAGCAGAUCGGAUUCGCAAGUGGAGCACAUGGAGAGCCAGAAUGACGAGGAGACCAGAAACGUUUCGGUAUCCUUGCGGAGAUGUCACAUGGACAACAAUUACGAGAGAUUACAGUGCGGCUCGAACCUCGAUAACAAUCAUCGGUACUCCAAUCGCGCAGUGUCUUAUUCGCGGUUACCGGUUUCACCCGAUUGCCAAUUAAAUGUCGCCCGGGAACUGGACAUUUUGAGGCGGAAUCUAACGCAAGCGAAUCUUUCGGGUUUCGGCAAUCUUCAGCAUGUCAUGCCGUCGUCGAGCUUCAAAGGUCUCGAGACACUUGGCAGCUUGGCUGCUUAUCAUCAGGAGGUGAAAGAAGCGAGGGCAUCGGCACAGAGACAGCAGGACGAAGCUUUGGACAUGAGCAAGAGCAAGUACCUCGAUGACAUCGAGGACGACAUGUUCGAGUCCCAGGGUCACGGGCAGUCACUCCAAGCCAGAAAAAAACGAAGCAGAGCCGCUUUUUCACACGCCCAGGUCUACGAGCUGGAAAGGAGAUUCGCUGCGCAAAAAUAUCUGUCGGGGCCCGAAAGAGCUGAUCUGGCUAGGGGCUUGAAACUCACAGAGACCCAAGUGAAAAUUUGGUUUCAAAAUCGAAGGUACAAAACAAAGCGUCGCCAGCAACAAGAGCUGGGUGCCCUGGUGAGUUCUAACUCUGGAAGGCGAGUAGCGGUACGAGUGCUCGUGCAUCCGGACGAACAUUUGAGAGGAUUGCCGUUGCGAGGAGGCGGGGGGCAGCUUCCGGGUCAGAUCUCCUGUCCGCAGAUUCAUCCGAGCGCAAACAAAGCGCUGAAUGGUUUCCCGUACUACUGUCUGCCCUAUCAUCCCUUACUCUGUCCACCCCUUCAUGGCACGCAGAUUCAGGUGCAGCCCUCGAUACCGACGGAAAUAAGCGACCAGGUACCGCGUGAUACGCAAAUCAUGAAAAUAAAUGGCGAAAAGUAGGAAAAUAUUUAAUUUUGUUGGCGUCAUGAGGAUCCAGAUAGAGUUGAACAACCGUGCACGUGAGUGAAGAGCAAAGAAAAACGAAUGGUGCACACAAUUUUUUAGAUAAUUCUUCAAAUAGUUAAUGAAAUAAAUGAAUAAAUAACGACACUUGGAAAUCACCAAAGAGGUACGAAUAUGAAAUAUCUUCGAUUGUAAUCGUAUUUAUUAUAGUCUAAUUUAUAUACAAUAUUAUAUUAUAAGAAAAUGAAAAAGCGUUAUUACAUUAAGGAGGAUUGUGAUUGUAUAUUAGGGUGUAAAUAAAUGUAUA
This is a messenger RNA of Venturia canescens, 2109 nucleotides long. RefSeq names its product homeobox protein bagpipe-like. Lineage: Eukaryota; Metazoa; Arthropoda; Insecta; Hymenoptera; Ichneumonidae. Gene Ontology annotation, cellular component: nucleus. The transcript is spliced from 3 exons. Gene Ontology annotation, molecular function: DNA-binding transcription factor activity, RNA polymerase II-specific; RNA polymerase II cis-regulatory region sequence-specific DNA binding. The record is from RefSeq and is a predicted model, not a curated record. Gene Ontology annotation, biological process: cell differentiation; regulation of transcription by RNA polymerase II. The coding region runs from base 723 to 1799 and encodes 358 amino acids.